Messenger RNA from Zingiber officinale, 3392 nucleotides. RefSeq names its product respiratory burst oxidase homolog protein A-like. The record is from RefSeq and is a predicted model, not a curated record. Bases 181 to 3030 code for a protein of 949 amino acids. Gene Ontology annotation, molecular function: NAD(P)H oxidase H2O2-forming activity; peroxidase activity; calcium ion binding. Gene Ontology annotation, cellular component: plasma membrane. The transcript has 15 exons. NCBI's taxonomy places the organism in Eukaryota, Viridiplantae, Streptophyta, Magnoliopsida, Zingiberales, Zingiberaceae.
UUCUAUACUUAUAAACACCGAGUCGUUGCUCCAUCCAGUGAAACUUGAAUCAAAAGGUUUUGAUUCCCACAGCUCAACCUCCGCCGUCGCCGCCGUCUCCGCCGUCGCCGCCUUCAUCCUCAAGCAAGCGCAGAUCGAUCCGAGUGGCUAGACACGGAGCGUGGGCGGCUGGGCUGCGCAAUGAGGGGGCCGUCGGCGACGCGGCACCAGCGGCGAUGGGCGUCGGACACCGUGCCGGCGGGGAGGGCGCUGAGCGCGGCGACGUCGCCGGCGACGUCGGGGAUGGUGUCGGACGACGGGGAGGAGUUCGUGGAGGUGACCAUCGACCUCCAGGACGACGACACCAUCGUGCUCCGCAGAGUCGAGCCGGCGGCGGCAGCGGCGGCCAUCGAGGCGGGGUACGCGUCGGACGCCGCGUGGUCUGAGGCGGCGUCGGCGUCGCGGUCGCCGUCCAUCGGGCGGAGCUCGUCGCACCGGCUGCUGCAGAUCUCGCAGGAGCUGAAGGCGGAGGCGGUGGCGCGGGCGCGGCAGCUGAAGGAGGACCUGAAGGCGGAGCUCAAGCGGUUCCCGUGGGGCCACGGCCCGUCCUCGCGGGCCGCGGCCGCCUCGUCCUCCUCGGCGACGCCUGGCGUCGAUUCGGCCCUGGCCGCGAGGGCAGCGCGGCGGCAACGGGCGCAGCUCGAUCGGAGCAGAUCCGGCGCCCACAAGGCGCUCCGAGGCCUCCGAUUCAUCAGCGGCCGCAAGGCCAACGGCGUCGACGCGUGGAACGAGGUGCAGAUCAACUUCGACAAGCUCGCGCACGACGGCUUCCUCGCCCGAUCCGAUUUCGCCCAAUGCAUAGGAAUGAAAGACUCCGAGGAGUUCGCAUUGGAGCUGUUCGACGCAUUGAGCAGGAGAAGAAGGCUGAACGUCGAGCGGAUUAGCAGAGACGAACUCCACGAGUUCUGGUGCCAGAUCACCGAUCAGAGCUUCGAUUCCCGACUUCAGAUCUUUUUCGACAUGGUGGACAAGAACGAGGACGGCCACAUCACAGAGGAGGAAGUAAAAGAGAUAAUAAUGCUUAGUGCUUGCGCUAAUAAGCUGUCGAGGCUGAAAGAACAGGCAGAGGAGUAUGCAGCUUUAAUAAUGGAGGAGUUGGAUCCCGAGAGACUCGGCUACAUCGAGCUUUGGCAACUGGAGACGCUGCUGCUGCAGAAGGACACGUACUUCAACUACAGCCAGGCGCUGAGCUACACGAGCCAGGCGCUGAGCCAGAACCUGGCCGGGCUGAGGAAGAAGGGACCGAUCAGGAAGCUGAGUACCAAGCUGGCCUACUACGUGGAGGAGAAUUGGAAGAGGCUGUGGGUGGUGACCCUGUGGAUCGCCCUCAUGGCUGGCCUCUUCAUCUGGAAAUUCAUCCAGUAUCGCAACAGGUACGCGUUCCGUGUCAUGGGCUACUGUCUCACAACCGCCAAGGGCGCCGCCGAGACGUUAAAGUUUAACAUGGCUCUCAUCCUCCUCCCGGUGUGCCGGAACACCAUCACCUGGCUACGCUCCACCCGCCUCGCCCGUGCCCUGCCAUUUGACGACAACAUCAACUUCCAUAAGACCAUCGCAGCAGCGAUAGUCGUUGGAGUGAUCCUCCAUGCUGGCAAUCACCUCGCUUGCGACUUUCCCCGGCUAAUCUCAUCCUCCAAAGAGAAGUACCAAGGUUUGCGCCCUUAUUUUGGAGACACAAAGCCAACCUACUUGGAUCUCAUGCGAGGUGUUGAGGGCAUCACUGGAAUCAUAAUGGUGGUCUGCAUGGUGUUGGCUUUCAUCCUUGCAACACACUGGUUUCGUAGGAGCCUAGUGAGAUUCCCUAAGCCCUUCGAUAGGCUUACUGGUUUCAAUGCUUUCUGGUACUCCCACCACCUAUUUGUCAUCGUCUACAUUUUGUUGAUUGUGCAUGGUGAACGUCUCUACCUUAUCCACAAGUGGUACAAUAAGACAACAUGGAUGUAUCUUGCAGUUCCAGUUCUUCUGUACGUCGGGGAGAGGAGUCUAAGAGCCCUCAGGUCCGGUCAUUACUCUGUUCGUUUACUAAAGGUUGCCAUAUAUCCAGGUAAUGUUCUCACGCUUCAAAUGUCAAAGCCUGCAGCAUUUCGCUACAAGAGUGGUCAGUACAUGUUUGUGCAGUGCCCUGCUGUCUCGCCCUUUGAAUGGCAUCCUUUCUCAAUCACUUCAGCUCCUGGAGAUGACUACUUAAGUGUCCACAUUAGACAACUCGGUGACUGGACAAGGGAACUAAAACGAGUUUUUGCUGCAGCAUGUGAACCUUCAGUCGCAGGAAAGAGUGGCCUUUUGAGAGCAGAUGAGGCUACCAAAAAGAGCUUGCCAAAACUUUUGAUUGAUGGGCCUUAUGGUGCUCCAGCCCAGGAUUACAAGAAAUACGAUGUUCUCCUACUUGUCGGCCUCGGCAUUGGUGCAACACCUUUCAUUAGCAUAUUGAAGGAUCUACUCAACAACAUUGUCAAAAUGGAAGAGGAGAAUGAAGCACUCUCCGAACUCUGCCCGCCAAAGCAACCACAAAACGGGGAGCGAGUUGAUUUGGCAACACUCAUGAGAGCCUCACGCAGAGUAAAGUGGACUCUCAAAACAACAAAUGCAUAUUUCUAUUGGGUUACUCGUGAGCAAGGCUCCUUUGAUUGGUUUAAAGGAGUUAUGAAUGAAGUGGCUGAGUUAGACCAACGGGGUAUAAUCGAGAUGCACAAUUACUUGACCAGCGUGUAUGAAGAAGGAGAUGCAAGGUCAGCUCUAAUCACCAUGAUCCAGGCUCUCAAUCACGCAAAGCAUGGUGUUGACAUCGUUUCCGGCACCAGGGUGCGCACGCAUUUUGCUAGGCCUAACUGGAAGAAAGUCUUCGCCCGGAUAAGCUCCAAACACCCCGACGCAAAAAUAGGAGUAUUCUACUGCGGAGCACCGGUUCUGGGGCAGGAGCUAGGCAAGUUGUGCUAUGACUCCAACCAGAGAGGUUCAACCAAAUUUGAAUUCCACAAGGAGCAUUUCUGAUCAACAUUCAUCGAUCUGGUAUGCUAUACGGUAGAGAGAAAAAAUGUAAAGCCUUUUUGUUUAUUUCCCAUAAUGAUAUUCAGAGGCAAAGAAAGCUUGACUAUGUUAUCAAGAGUUAGAUUUUAUCAAGAGCUAGAAAGUCUAUGUUAUUGUGACUAAUACUUGUAACUACUAGCAAUAAGUGAGGAGAAAAGGAAUUGCUAUCUAGUGUAUACUUGUAUAUGAACCCUAAAAAACUAAUAAUUGACUGACUGUAUAUGAUUGUUGAGGGGGUGAAAGGUGGUGUCUUAAUGUUUGUAUUUUAUUAACAUGUUAAAAUUGUUACAGUUGAUUCUGCAAUCAAUGGACUGGGAAUUUAGUCC